UUUCACACUGGCCCUAAAGAGGAUAUAUUAGAAGUUGAAAAGGAAGGGUGAGAAGCAGGCCGAUGGCGCAAAGGUACGACGAUUUACCCCAUUACGGUGGGAUGGAUGGAGUGGGGAUUCCGAGCACCAUGUAUGGGGACCCCCAUGCCGCCAGAUCCAUGCAGCCUGUCCACCACCUGAACCAUGGUCCUCCGCUUCACUCCCAUCAAUACCCGCACACAGCUCACACCAACGCCAUGCCCCCCAGCAUGGGUUCCUCUGUCAAUGACGCUUUAAAGAGAGAUAAAGAUGCAAUUUAUGGACAUCCCCUCUUCCCACUCUUAGCACUGAUUUUUGAGAAAUGUGAACUAGCGACGUGCACGCCCCGGGAGCCCGGGGUAGCGGGAGGCGACGUUUGUUCUUCCGAAUCUUUCAACGAAGACAUAGCCGUGUUCGCCAAACAGAUACGAGCAGAAAAACCCUUAUUUUCUUCUAACCCCGAACUGGAUAACUUGAUGAUCCAAGCCAUACAAGUAUUAAGGUUUCAUCUGUUGGAAUUAGAGAAGGUACACGAAUUGUGUGACAAUUUCUGCCACCGGUACAUUAGCUGUUUGAAAGGGAAAAUGCCAAUCGAUUUGGUAAUAGACGAUAGAGAAGGCGGAUCAAAAUCAGACAGCGAAGACAUAACGAGAUCAGCAAACCUAACAGAUCAGCCUUCUUGGAAUAGAGACCAUGAUGACACAGCAUCAACACGGUCAGGAGGAACGCCAGGGCCCUCAAGUGGGGGGCACACAUCACACAGUGGGGACAACAGCAGUGAACAAGGUGACGGCUUGGACAACAGUGUAGCUUCUCCCAGCACAGGUGAUGAUGAUGAUCCAGAUAAGGACAAAAAGCGACAUAAAAAGCGCGGCAUCUUUCCCAAAGUAGCCACAAAUAUCAUGAGGGCAUGGCUGUUCCAGCAUCUAACAGUAAGUCAAGUCCAGAUCAUGUAUAAAAUGACACCUGUGUAGAAAACAUUCUAGUUACAGCAGAAAAUGCAUAUAAUACAUGUUCAAAGACUAGUCUUUGAGAUAUUUUAUC
Molecule: messenger RNA, 1062 nt
Organism: Protobothrops mucrosquamatus (brown spotted pit viper)
Lineage: Eukaryota; Metazoa; Chordata; Lepidosauria; Squamata; Viperidae
Product: homeobox protein Meis1
Exons: 8
Coding region: 63-992 (309 amino acids)
Source: RefSeq, a predicted model, not a curated record